AUGUUUUCUUCCUAGUAACGCUCCCUCUACUGGUCAGUCCACCUUAACUUCUCUCCCUCUCGACUCCUCCUCCCUGCGAAAUUGCAGAGCGCAAAAUGGCGGAACUCACUUCUUCAAACCAGCAUUUUAGUUUCUUUCUUGUUUGUUUUUGCUUGUUUCUUCUUCGUGCUUCUUCUUCUUCUUCGAAUCCAGAUUUGAAGCCUCUGUUAGACUUCAAGUACGCAGCGGAUAAAGCCAACAAGCUCGGUUCGUGGAACUCGAGUACCGACCUCUGUGAGUGGACCGGUGUAUCUUGUCUACAGAACCGAGUUUCACGACUCGUCCUUGAGAACUUGGAGCUUACUGGUUCUUUCCAACCAUUGACUUCGCUGGCUCAGCUCAGAGUACUGAGUCUGAAGAAAAACCGACUCUCCGGUUCCAUUCCCGAUCUUUCCAACUUCACUGCCUUAAAGCUUCUCUUCUUAUCGCACAAUGAGUUUUCCGGCGACUUUCCAACAUCCGCAACGUCGCUAUCUAGACUAUACCGGUUGGAUCUGUCCUUUAACAACAUCUCCGGCGAGAUUCCCGCGACAGUCAACCGUUUGACUCAUCUGCUAACCCUUCGGCUUGAAGAAAACGGGUUUUCGGGUUCCAUUUCGGGUUUAAACCUCCCGAACCUUCAGGACUUCAAUGUCUCGCGUAACCGUUUCUCCGGUGAAAUACCGAAAUCGUUGUCGGGUUUUCCCGAAUCCGCUUUUGGUCAGAACGAAGCUCUUUGCGGAUCCCCAAUGCAGACGUGUAAAGGCACGGUGACUGACCCGACAAGACCCGGAUCCGAUGGAGCAUUAGCGUCGCCAUUGAUACCCGGUAACAACCCGAGAACAGUAUCAUCUUCCCCAAGCUCACUCCCCGUGAACUCAGAUGCUAACAAAAAACCUAACACCCAUCGCAACAACGCAGCAAAAAUCAGUCCAUUAGCUCUAAUCGCCAUAAUCCUCGGAGAUGUUAUCGUCCUCGCGCUAGUCUCCCUUCUUCUCUACUGCUACUUCUGGAGAAACUACGCGGCGAAAAUGCGAGAUGGGAAGGGCUCGAAGAUCCUCGAAGGUGAAAAAAUCGUGUACUCCUCGAGUCCGUACCCAACACAACCCGGGUUCGAGAGGGGUCGAAUGGUGUUCUUCGAAGGGGUGAAGCGGUUCGAGCUGGAGGACCUCCUGCGAGCCUCGGCGGAGAUGCUGGGAAAAGGAGGAUUCGGGACUGCGUACAAGGCAGUGCUCGAUGAUGGCAAUGUAGUCGCUGUGAAGAGAUUGAAGGAUGCGAAUGUGGGAAGCAAGAGGGAGUUUGAACAGAACAUGGAGGUUUUAGGAAGACUGAGACACCCGAAUUUAGUGAGCUUAAAAGCUUAUUAUUUCGCGAGAGAGGAAAAGCUUCUGGUCUAUGAUUACAUGCCUAAUGGAAGCUUGUUUUGGCUCCUUCACGGUAAUCGUGGGCCGGGUCGGACCCCACUGGAUUGGACCACGAGACUGAAGAUAGCAGCUGGGGCGGGCCGUGGGCUGGCUUUUCUUCACAACACAUGCAAGACUCUUAAACUCACCCACGGUAACAUCAAAUCCACGAACAUCCUCCUCGACAAGUCCGGAAACGCGCGCGUCUCAGAUUUCGGUCUUUCCGUGUUGGCCUCGCCCACCGUCAACGCCCCGCGAUCCAACGGCUACCGUGCGCCGGAGACAUCCGACUGUCGAAAACCCACACAGAAAUCCGACGUCUACUCGUUCGGAGUUCUUCUGCUGGAGCUGCUAACAGGAAAAUGUCCUUCGAUCGUGGACAGUGGUGGGCCCGGUUGCGGGUACGGUGGGGUGGUUGAUCUGCCGCGGUGGGUCCAGUCCGUGGUGAGGGAGGAAUGGACGGCGGAGGUUUUUGAUCUGGAGUUAAUGAGGUACAAAGAUAUUGAGGAGGAGAUGGUGGGGUUGUUGCAGAUUGCCUUGGCUUGCACGGCGCUGUCGCCCGAUCAACGGCCCAAGAUCGGACACGUGGUGAAGAUGAUCGAGGAGAUACGUGGGGUCGAGGUGUCUCCGUGUCACGAAGCUCUUGGCUCGGUCUCCGACUCACCCUGCUUGUCUGAGGACACGUGCGGGGCAGCGAGUCAGUGAGUUUGCGGGAGAUUUUCUAUGUUUAUUUUUUAAUUUACCUUUUCCAAGUUAAUCUUAAUCGUGGAUUAAUCAAUGAAAAUGUGCCAUUAAUUUAUAUU
Messenger RNA from Carica papaya (papaya), 2224 nucleotides. RefSeq names its product leucine-rich repeat transmembrane protein kinase family protein. The record is from RefSeq and is a predicted model, not a curated record. Lineage: Eukaryota; Viridiplantae; Streptophyta; Magnoliopsida; Brassicales; Caricaceae. Gene Ontology annotation, molecular function: ATP binding; protein binding; protein kinase activity. Gene Ontology annotation, biological process: protein phosphorylation.